UUCAUAUGAUGCAGUCAUAUGACGGUAAACAUUUUACCUGAUGGGUUGCACCUGAGUUGUAACCCCCUCUAAUGUUUGACGUUAUCGUGGGCUUGUUGGUGUACCAGCCGCUGAACACAUAUCCGCGCUAAGCGUCGCAGUAGCAUCCCCGCAGUAGUUACCAGGAGGGCUAACCUGCUGUAGCCAUGCUAGCCGUGUUUAUCAUAGUAGCUGCUGUAGUUUCUCAAACGGCGGCUCGGUACAGCGCGAACUGGACGAGUCUGGACGCCAGACCGCUGCCCUCAUGGUACGACGAGGCUAAGGUGGGGAUUUUUAUCCACUGGGGAGUGUUUUCCGUCCCCGGGUUUGGCAGUGAGUGGUUCUGGUGGCACUGGCAGGGCCAGCAGCCUCCGGACCAGAAGUGUGUGAGCUACAUGUCGAAGAACUACCCGCCUGGGUUCAGCUACCCGGAGUUUGCGCCCCAGUUUCACGCGCAGUUCUUCGACCCGGAGGAGUGGGCCGACAUAUUCAAGGCUUCUGGUGCAAAAUAUGUCGUCCUGACUGCCAAACACCACGAAGGAUUUACUAACUGGGGGUCUCCAAACUCCUGGAACUGGAAUUCAGUCGAUUCUGGUCCUCACAGGGACCUAGUGGGAGACCUGGGAGAGGCGGUGCGCAACAGGUCAUUGCACUAUGGACUCUACAACUCCUUAUACGAGUGGUUCCACCCGCUAUAUCUGAUGGACAAGAAGAAUGGAUUCAAAACGCAGGCGUUUGUGAUGCAUAAACUUCUACCAGAGCUCUAUAACAUGGUUGUAAGGUACAGACCUGAGGUGAUCUGGUCUGAUGGGGACUGGGAAGCACCCGACACCUACUGGAACUCCACCCAGUUCCUGGCCUGGCUCUACAAUGACAGCCCUGUCAAGGAUACUGUUGUGACCAAUGACAGAUGGGGAGCUGGCUGUGCGUGUAAACAUGGUGGCUACUAUAACUGUGAAGACAAAUACACUCCAGGCCAGCUGCCCAAGCACAAGUGGGAGAAGUGCACAUCUGUAGACACCUUUUCCUGGGGUUACCGUCGAAACAUGAAGAUGAGUGAGCUGAUGGACUUGCCCACUAUCAUAGAGGAUCUGGUUUACACUGUGGCUCUGGGAGGUAACUACCUUCUGAAUGUGGGUCCCACACCUGAUGGGAUGAUCCCUGCGGUGUUUGAGGAGAGGCUGAGGGGUGUAGGAGCCUGGCUAGGGAUAAAUGGGGAGGCCAUCUAUGCCUCAAAACCCUGGAGGAUCCAGACCGAGAACACCACUGUACCAGUCUGGUAUACAUCUAAAGGAGCAUCUGUAUAUGCCAUCAUGACAGCUAAACCCCCCAAGCCCACACUGAAACUACUGGGACCUAAAACAUCAGCAGCCACUAAGGUGACCUUGUUGGGGAAUCCAAAGCCUUUACCCUGGUCCCCCCUCCUCCCCAGUGGUGGACUUAUUGUCCUUCUGCCUGAACUGCCUUACUCCCCCGGUCAAGCAUGGACACUCAAACUGGACGGUAUCCAGUGAGCCUUAAACCCCCCAGACACUACAAAGUUGAGUAUUUAGAAUUUCUUCAUCUCAGAAUCAUCACGCUUGUGGUAUAAGGGGAACUUACGCACUGUGGUUGAAGGGACCGGGCUUAUGUAAUGUUUUAAGUAUUUUUGCCAAAAUGAAAGGGAACGCUCCUCUUUAUCAAUUCCUUUAUAGCUCGGAGGAUGAAAGGUUGAAUGUGUCACUGUCUCUUAAUUGUGCUCUCUUUGGAAUCAUGAAAUAGUUAUGAAUGGAAAGUGGAAUCUGCUGUUCAGCGUGUAAAACUUUCCUGGCAUCCUCUCAGCGGUCUAAUUGUGGGUUUAGAAAUAAUUCAUUUGUUCGAGUGGUUUGUUUGAAAAUCAGCAGUUUACAUGUGAAGCACUUUUAUAGUUUUUUUUACUGUGUGCUGUGAAAAAUGAUUGAAUAAAAGAUGAUUUGUC
Messenger RNA from Chelmon rostratus (copperband butterflyfish), 1975 nucleotides. Its product is annotated as tissue alpha-L-fucosidase-like. Gene Ontology annotation, biological process: fucose metabolic process; glycoside catabolic process. The record is from RefSeq and is a predicted model, not a curated record. Gene Ontology annotation, cellular component: lysosome. Gene Ontology annotation, molecular function: alpha-L-fucosidase activity. The transcript is spliced from 8 exons. Lineage: Eukaryota; Metazoa; Chordata; Actinopteri; Chaetodontiformes; Chaetodontidae. Bases 186 to 1532 code for a protein of 448 amino acids.